Molecule: messenger RNA, 1579 nt
Organism: Aspergillus calidoustus
Lineage: Eukaryota; Fungi; Ascomycota; Eurotiomycetes; Eurotiales; Aspergillaceae
Source: the annotation of a GenBank genome assembly
GGGGGGGGGGGGGGGGGGCAUUGACCGGUUUUUCAUAUCGGGCGGUAUAGUUAUAGGCAGCCCUACGCCCGCCCCUGUCCAGUCUUGCCCUCUCGUACAUUGCAUCCUCACGGAACCAACUCAGCAACUCUCCAAAAUGCCACCAACACUCAAACCCCUCCGCCCCUGCCACAUUCUCAUAGCCGGCAGCGGCAUCGCGGGCCUAACGCUAGCCCUAACUCUCGAAACGCACGGGAUCCCCUACACGCUCCUCGAAGCGUACCCGGAGAUAAUCCCAAAGUCCGGCGCGGGCAUCUGUCUGCUCCCCAAUGGAUUGCGCAUUCUCGAUCAGUUGGGCUGCUAUGAGGAUUUGAUUGAGCGCAUCGGUGGGCGCGAUGCUUGUAUGCAGAAUGUGUAUGUGCGCGACGAGGCGGGAAGGGCGUUGCAUGUUUCUGAUGGGUGGGGGGAGACUAUGGUUGGGAGAUGGGGCUACCCCGGCCUCUGGUGCGACCGCUCCACGAUCCUACAAACAAUCUACGACCACAUCGUCGACAAAUCGCGACUGCUGACGGGCAAGCGAGUGGCCAGUACGCGGCAUCUUGAGGGUAGCGUCGAGGUCACCACGACAGACGGGUCGGUCUACACGGGCGAUAUCCUCGUUGGCGCAGACGGGACACACUCGCGGGUUCGAGAGGAGAUUGUCCGGUAUGCGAAUGAGAUUGGGGCUGGGGAAGAGUAUGAUGAUGGUGACCAAGUCUCAGCGACAUACGCCUGCCUCUUCGGUCUCUCCACCACGCCCUCUCCCUCAACAUCCCCCUCAAGCUCCACACCCAAAUCCCUCCCAAAAGGCCUCCUAGGCUGGAACCUCGGCCACAACUACUCAUACGUUCUCGGGACAGGCCCACCAGAUCGAACCUACUGGCUCCUCUCAAUCCACAUGGGGAAAACAUACCAGGGCACCGAAAUCCCACACUUCACAGAAGAAGAUAAGGAGCGGAUUGUGCGCGAGCACUGGGAUGAUCCCGUUACUGAGGAUCUGCGCAUGCGCGAUUUGUACGAGAGCAGACUGCAUGUGGUUGUUUCGCCGCUCAGGGAGGUUGUGUAUAAGCGGUGGGAUUGUGGGAGGAUGGUUGUUUUGGGGGACGCGGCGCACAAGAUGCUCCCCAUCAUAGCCCAAGGCGGAAACCAAGCCAUCGAGACCGUCGCGGCAUUUACGAACGAGCUUGUCGAUGCCCUCUCCUCACCUCCAUCCUCAUCACCAUCACCAACCCCCCUCUCCCGACCCGAAAUAACCACCCUCCUAACUACUCUCCAAGCCACACGCACCGCCCGCCUUGCAGCCAUAAUCGAAAUGGGCCAGCAGCGCCAGAAGAUGGACGUGCUGCUGACGCCCGAGUUGGAGAAGCUCAUGCUGAACAAGUUCCCAGCUCUGAUGCCGGGCGCGUUGGUUAAGCGGUGGGAUCAGUCGUUGCCCGGGGCGGUUUCGUUGAAGUGGUUAGGGAGGUCGGGGAGGGGGGGUGUUGUGCCGUAUGAGGAUGAGGUUGGGGAGGAGGUUGGGGAGGGGAGGAAGAAAGGGCAGGAGGGUAUUGCGAAGAUUUAG